AUGACAGAUGAUUCAAAUCCUUCGGGGAGUAGUAUAUCAAACUAUAAUUUGUUGAAGGGUCAGUCUUUCGUUGAAAGAUCAAAUGCUCCUAGUGAAAAAGAGUUGGAGGAAGAUAAGCAGAAAACAUCCAAAAAAGCCGCUUCUAAUAACUUCCCAUCAAAUGUUAGAAGUUUGCUGUCAAGUGUUGAUGGUGUUCGUGUUAAAUAUAUUGCGUGGUCACAGGAGAAGGAGCUCCGUGGUGUAAUAAAGAGUUGGGGAUAUCACUGUGGCUGUCAGACAUGCAAUUUUUCUAAGGUGAUCAAUGCAUAUGAAUUUGAGCGGCAUGCUGGUUGCAAAACAAAACACCCAAACAAUCACAUAUACUUUGAGAAUGGCAAGACAAUUUAUGGGAUUAUCCAAGAGCUUAGAAGCACACCUCGGAAUAUGAUGUUCGACAUUAUUCAGACUAUAACUGGCUCACCUAUUAACCACAAGUGCUUCCGGCUUUGGAAAGAGUUGUUUUUAGCUGCCAGUGUUGAACUUCAACGUAUAUAUGGGAAGGAUGAAAUGAAACAAUUGUCGUAAAACGACCAUGUUCAUUUGCAAGGUAGGGUUCUCU
Hibiscus syriacus is the source of this 598-nucleotide messenger RNA. RefSeq lists its product as uncharacterized. The transcript has 5 exons. The record is from RefSeq and is a predicted model, not a curated record. NCBI's taxonomy places the organism in Eukaryota, Viridiplantae, Streptophyta, Magnoliopsida, Malvales, Malvaceae. The coding region runs from base 1 to 564 and encodes 187 amino acids.